AUGAUUCGUGAUCCCAGUACACCGACAACACUAUAUUAUGUCGAUAGUUCGAAAAAAAUUUACCGAAACACAGCAUUAGAUAUCAAUCUUUGGAAACCAGUAACAGAUACAACGUUCAUGAAGAAGGAAUGUGCUCAUAUCAACAAAACAGAUGGUUAUUUUGCUGAUACGAUUAGUAAUUCUAAAUUAACGAUCUAUACUAAUGGGUCAAAGAAUAUUCUUUAUGUUGGUUACUAUGGUAUAUCUACAAAAUCUGAAACAACUAAAACAACAUGUUACGCCUUUUACUUUAGCACAGAUCGAGGAGCAACUUGGACUACGAUGUUAGCUCCAAAUGGAGACAAACUGUACGAAAAGAAUGGAGCCGGUACAAAACAAGGGCCAGGUUAUGCGAAUUUGGGUACACAAGGUGAAAGGAAUUUUGCCAUAUUAGCUGAUCCAACCGAUCCAAGAUUUCUUUAUGUGGGAGGGACUCAAGCCGAAAUAUUCAGAGGUGACCGAACCUUCACUGGCAAUAAGACUAAUGAAAAUGAAGGUUUUCUAUGGUCAUUUCUCCGUGAUAUGGAAACUGAGGGUGCUAUUAUCCCAAUGUUUACAGUGACUGGAACAUCACCACAUGCUGAUAUACGAUAUUUCGAUUGGGACCAUUCAACGAACCAAUUAAUAUGCACAAAUGACGGUGGCGUAUGGAUACAUACGAAACCACAUGGAAAGGGAGACUGGUUUCAUAAAAAUGGCGAUCUUUCUAUAACAGAAUUUGUGAUGGUAGCAUAUGAUAGUGCAACGGAUACAAUCGCAGGUGCAGCUCAAGAUAAUUGUAUAUGGGUCAGUAGGUCGUCAGCCGCAGAAGUUGCUGCUGGUAAAUCCGUACCAGGCAUGUUUUAUACUUACAAUACUGGCGAUGGUGUAAAUGUAGCAUUUGAUAGUAAUCAAUCACCUCCUGUUCUGUAUGCCACGGACCAAGAAUUCGCCAAUUUUAUUAAAGUACCAUGGAUCAAAAGCGGUAAGCCACCGUCUACACUCUUUGGAAAUAUACCUCCUAAGAAUGCCUACUCCUUUUCCUCGACAUUUGCAUUAAAUGCCGUUAAUCCACGAUACUUACUAGUUUGUACGAAUCAACUACGGACCAAUUAUUGCAAGCGAUAUGACAUGACUACUGGAAGCAAGAAUGAAUUCCCAAGCGAGAAACGUGUUCGGGAUAACAUAACCCUAAGUUAUUACAAAUAUGGGGGUUAUCACAAUGGAGUACCAGAAGAAAAUAUGUUAUUUGGAAUUAAUGUCGAACAGAAACAUAUCAUUGCAGAUGAUAAAGCUGGUUUUAAAUUCCACAAGUCUCCCCCUUUCGUUCAAGGAAAGACUGAUAUUGCUGUUGCAAUGAAUCCAAGAAAUUAUUAUCAAUCCUAUAUUGUUGAUGCGGAGUCAAACGUUUGGCAAACAUUGGAUUUUGGUGCAACAUGGACAAAUGUAAAGGGUUCACUAUAUAGUGACAUUGGUUGUCGUGAAAUGCCAUAUGCUUGGGGCAGUAUCGUUAUUCCAUUGGCAAAGAAUAAUGCUUUUGUAGUUGGAACAGCUUACGGUAUUUAUGUGGCAUUCGAUGAUAAAAUGGGCCCUCAUACACGAUGGCAUAAAUUAGGUUUGUCCAUGCCAAAUGUUUUGGUUUCAUCAUUUGCUUAUGAUCCAAAGAGAGAUUUACUUGUGACGUCUACGAUGGGUCGUGGAUGGUGGCAAUUGCCAAAAGUAAAACCACAGCUGACUUAUUUGCAUGGUGGUAUGUACGAAUUCAUUUUCAAUUAACAAAUAUGUGAUAGAAUUUCAUAUGAAAAAAUAAACAAACAAUCUUGUUUCAUUUCUUCAAUCAGUUUUGUCUUUGUCGCGGAAAGAACUGAAAAGUAAUUUCUUUGUCGCCUAGAUAACACUACAAGAACUGAAACAAAGAAGUUAAUUUUUGAACCGUGAUAGUGCCGCGUUAGGGCUUCAAACUAUUUUAGCUUUCAUAGUUCGAUCGAACCUGACAAUGCCUAAUACGUUUUUAUCAAGCUGUUGUCUGUACUGUGAUGAGAGAAAAGAGUUCCGAGUACGCAUCCAUGCAAACAAUGUUUUUAGGUUCCAUCAAAAACCUAUUGUUACAUUAAAGUUCAUUGCAUUUUUAUUUUUAACUUUACCAAUUUACUGCGUGUCUUUUUUUUCUCUAUUUUACUGACACACAGAUGUUUCAGAAUAUUGACAUUAGGGGUGGCACUUUAUCUUUAUUUCACUUUAUUAAAGUAAAGUAAAGUAAAGCAUUUGGCUUUACUUUACUUUAUCGGGUAAAGUAAAGUAGAUCUACUUUAUCGGAAAAGUAAAGUAAAGUGAAGUAUCUCUAACUUUAUCAAACAAGUCAGAUAUAGUAAAAUAAGGUAAAGUAAAGCAUGUAGUUGAUGGUUAUUCAUUUAUUUGUUCAUUAUCACACAUUAAUCAUAUUCUAAUACGUAAAAAGUUACGUCGAAUUACAGAUUGGAGGCCCCGAAAAGUUUAAACCUGAUUUUAUUACUUUGGAAGUUAGCAUCGAUCUCUGAAUAUUCUUCAUAAUUCUGUAUUCUACACGAUCACAACUCAAAUUUUGAUACUUGAGAUCCCCUGAGGUAUCGAAAAAAAAAUUUUCUGGCUUUCCAAUCACAAGUCUUUAUACUUCAAUAGCACCAAGUGUGCAGAUUACAAAUAUCUCAUUUAUUUUUAGAAAGUA
Molecule: messenger RNA, 2722 nt
Organism: Rotaria sp. Silwood1
Lineage: Eukaryota; Metazoa; Rotifera; Eurotatoria; Philodinida; Philodinidae
Source: the annotation of a GenBank genome assembly